Miscanthus lutarioriparius is the source of this 162-nucleotide messenger RNA. The record is from the annotation of a GenBank genome assembly. NCBI's taxonomy places the organism in Eukaryota, Viridiplantae, Streptophyta, Magnoliopsida, Poales, Poaceae.
AUGCGUGUGCCGUGGGACCUCAUCAACCUUGCCCGCAAGCACAAUGAGAGCAAGAUGAUCUGCCGCAAGUGCUAUGCACGCCUUCACCCCAAGGCCGCAAACUGCCGCAAGAAGAAGUGUGGCCACAGCAACGCGCUGAGGGCAAAGAAGAAGCUCAUGUGA